Messenger RNA from Zophobas morio, 5731 nucleotides. It is a transcript of the gene cyst, whose product is annotated as A-kinase anchor protein 13. The record is from RefSeq and is a predicted model, not a curated record. Gene Ontology annotation, molecular function: guanyl-nucleotide exchange factor activity. Gene Ontology annotation, biological process: regulation of Rho protein signal transduction. The transcript has 24 exons. Bases 348 to 4511 code for a protein of 1387 amino acids. Lineage: Eukaryota; Metazoa; Arthropoda; Insecta; Coleoptera; Tenebrionidae.
AAGAAAGUACGGGAUCUAGUAAGUGCAGCCGCCGUGGCGUUGGGGCAAUAAGACUAAACAGUGUUUUGAUUCCAUGGAUUUGUUGUCGUAAUGUACAUAAAUAACGGGGGAAUUGAAUUCAUUUUAUUGAAUACGAAUUGGUAUUAAUAAUUCUUUUUUUCGUUCUAUUUUAAUUUUCAAAACUUGUGAAAUGUGCAAUGAACAGUUAUGUGACUUAAAAAUCCAAAAUAGGUAUUUUUUGGGUGUACAAUUAUUUACUUACACCUUGUGAUAUUCUAUCAUGGCUUAAGAAGACACUGCUUCUACUAAUAUUUUGAGUCAGCUGCAUAACCAACUUAAUUGUUAAUAUGGAGAAGCAGUCCUUGGAAGAAGUGUUUUUGCCCCUUUCCUCAGACGAAUGUGGUCAUAGUGGCGGUGAUCCUGAUAGUGACGAAGACGUCAUCACAAAUUAUCAUAUUUCUAACUUGGAUAUGCUUCCACGACCAUUACCAACGAUCAGUGUAACGCCACAUUCUCCAGCUACUAAGAUAUAUCCUGUUUUAGAAGAUAAUCUCCAGCAACUUCGGGAAAUACAUGAAAGCGUGCAAAAUAUGCGCAAUGUUACGAUACAAGAACCUUAUGGCACAAACGCCAAGGACGUAGUUUAUGCUCUUAAUCCAGUGUUGCCUCAGGCCGCCAGAUUCAGCUCGAGUUGUCCAGCACUUAACGAAACAGUUUUAGAUUUUGAUGUGUUGGAUGUUUCAUUAGGAUCUUCUCCAUUGCACUCAGCUCCUUGCCGAAAAGGAAGUGGUACACAAGAUUGGCUCUGUCAACCUGAAAUACAAAGGAGAAGAUCUUGGUCCGCUGUAGAGGAUCUUACUAUGAGAGAAGCUACUCAACACUAUCGACAGAGGAGUGUAUCUCUAAGCAGCAUGGAGUCUGAAGGAGACGAACCUUCUUUUAUAGAUAAUGUUGAUGGAAGUGCUGUGAAAUUACUCGAUACUAAUGCUGCUGUGGGGACUAAACAUCGAAAUACGAGAACUGCAGGUGGCGCUAACAGCACUCAUUCGUUAAAUGAGGCUGAUCUAAAGAAUGACUUCAAUAAAAUAAUAGCGAAACGAGAAGCCGAAGAAAGACUACUUCCUCAGCGACUACCUUUACAAAAAUCAAUUUCUACACCAUCAAUUAUAGCAGUUCGAGAUGUUGCACCAGAGCCUGCUUUAACACAACCUACACUUGCAGCCUUAAUGUGUAGGAAUCGCCCUAGUGGAACUGAAAGUGAAACAGAAGAAGAAGGUAGUCGUUCAAGUCAAGUUCGUUAUCCUCACUCCGCUGACACGCAAUAUAAGACUUACGAAGGCCAUGCAGAGAAAAGAAGGAAAAGAGGGAGUCUGUUUUUCCGAAAGAAAAAGGACAAGAAUAAGAAAAAUACACAUCAGUGGGUAUCAGCAUGUUACGGAUCUUCGCAGGUUUGCAACGUCUGUAAUAAAGCUUUAAAUAGUAAACCUGCACUGUGUUGUGAAUGCUGUGGUAAAACUGUGCACCAAAAUGUAUGCAAAGACAAUGUUAUAGAGUGUACAAAAUAUAAAGGCACAAAACAUUCCAAUAAGUUACCCGGACUAACAAAUUCUAAUCCUAAAAGUUCAUUAACAAAACGAGGAUCCACUUUUGCGCUGGGCAAUGAUAGUUGGAAUUCAACAAAUAGUCAAAUUCUGUCCGACGAAAAAGAUACGGAUUCACAACACGGACAUAACGAGUCGACAAAUUUUUCAGACGACACACCUUUAAUUCCUCCUGAAUUUUUAUCCGAAUCUCCUUUAACGGCAUCAGAUUUAUGCUCAGAUUUAAAUUUAAGACUUCAUGAAAAUGAACCAGAUUCAUGGACUUCCCAUGUAGGCAAAGAAAUUGCUAGAAAAUUAAAAGAAAAAGAAAUAAAAAGACAAGAACAUAUUUAUGAAUUUAUUUUGACCGAGAAACAUCAUUGUAUAACACUUCUAGUUAUGCAGAAAAUUUUUGUUGAUGGUUUGGAAAAGUACUUUCAAUUAGGCAAUAACAUCGAAUUAAUGUUUCCAAGAUUAGCCGAUUUGACGGAAAUACAUCUAGAGUUAUUAACAAAAUUAAGGCAACGGCAAAAGGAGAGUGCGGUGGUAUCGACAAUUGCAGACAUUUUGCUCGGACAGUUUUCCAAUCAGAAUGCCGUGAGGUUAAAAUCGGCAUAUGGUGAAUUUUGUAGCAAACACAGAGAUGCUGUAGGCGCAUAUAAAGAAUAUCUCGAGAACGAUUCCCGUUUUGAACAAUUUAUUCGUCAUUGUCAGUCGAACCCCCUUCUGAAAAAGAAAGGCAUUCCAGAGUGCAUUUUGUUCAUAACACAACGGCUGACUAAAUAUCCAUUACUAAUAGAGCCGUUAAUCAAAACCAGCAAAGACAACAAAAAAGAACAAGAAAUAUUGCAAAAGACUUUAAGUUUAGUCAAGGAGAUUUUAGUAGAAGUGGAUUCUCAAGUGGCCGAAAAAGAGAAAGAGGAUCGAAAAAUAGAAAUCUAUAAACGCAUUGAUGCCAAGUCAUACACUGUACAUAGAAAUCACAAGUUUAAAAAAUCAGAUAUUUUGCAGAGCAAUCGUUCAUUGAAAUUUGAAGGCGAUGCUAUGCUAAUGCAAGGAAGGGGAAAGAUGCACAUGGUUAAAGUCAUCGUACUUUCUGACGUACUAUUUUUUUUACAAACAAAUUCCGAUAAGUACACUUUCUUUACGCCUGAUAAUAAAGCAGGUGUUAUUUCCUUGCAGAAGUUGUUAGUACGAGAAAAAGCAGGUCAAGAUUCAAGAGGUAUAUAUUUAAUUUCAUCUAAUCCAGCCGACCCAGAAAUGUUUGAACUGAAAGUUCACAAACCAAAGGACAAACAAAUUUGGAUUCACGCCAUUCGAGAAGCAGUACAAUGUUGCCCUGAAGACGAUGAAAGUAGUGCUAUGUUGAAUGCAGAAGAACAGCAAAGUGUGUUAAACACGAAACAGACACACAUCCGACAUUUGGUUGGUUUGCUACGUCAGAAAGACAUCGAACAAGCUUUGCUCUUGGAAGAAAAAAUGUCCCUGCAGUUGAAACUUUUAACUGCUGCAGGAAUAGAUCCACCAUCACCACCGUCUUACAAGCAUCUAGUGAGUGAAAAUGUUGACACUGGUCAAAUUUGGAAGGAGGUUUUAACAGCCGUGCAGGAAGUUAGUCAUUUGGCUAGUUCACUAUAUACAACGGGUACGAAUUUGUCAAGAAGUGUAAGCUCUGCAGGCGAACAUCAGAGUGAAGCUUACGUGUCACCGAUAUUACCAAAACGUGCAGAAACAUUUGGAGGGUUCGAUAAUUCCAAUCAAGUUCCUUUUAAAUUAUUGGGAAAGAAGAUCAACUCAUCCACUGGUACACCAGCAGAAACACCCGAGUUAGACAGUGCGAAGCACGACGAAUCGAAGAUAUUCGAAAAAUUGCCAUAUAAAGAGUAUUUUGAAUUCACGGCAAAUGAAUUUAACAAUGAAAAGUCCGAACAACUUUUUGUUCCACCAGACGGACCCGCUCUGCUCUCUUUAGGAAGAGAACAGCAGUAUACGGCAAUUCAGUUGUCGCACUACGUAUAUACGCUUUUAUGCAUAAUAUCACAACUGAUGACAACCAACGAAAGUUAUCAGGCACAAAUAAAUAUUUUAAAAACUGGUAAUGAUGGUGCAAAGCAGUAUCGACACAAUCAACAGUUAGAAGAAUUACGAAAUUUGCAAGAUAAAUUUAGUGCCGAGAAGGCAGCUUGGAUUGUAACGAGAGACCAAGAAGCAAAAGAAUUAGAAGAGAAAAGAGCAGAUCUUUUAAAAUUCCAGGAACAAAUUAGAAGUGAACAAGAAGACAUUAAGGAGCAAAGGGAACAGUUGUUCAGGACAAUGGAAAAAUUGACAAAUAAAGGUUUAAUUAUUUCACCCAAUGUUGGUACUCUUUCGUUUCCAGGACAAGUAGAUGACAACAAAGAAAUUUCUGAUGAUAAUAUUCAAUCAGAAAACUCGGUUAUUCCACUUACGUCUGGGAGUUCUUUUAACUCACAAGUCGUAAUGGCGGAGAAGAAGAAGGAAAAUAAAUGGAAUAAAACUAAUCAAGUAAAGUCACAUUUACCGUUGAACCUUAUUAGCGCCACCAAUCAGCAAAAAGUGUCUCAAAACGUUCAAAUUAAACAACAGAUUCCUCUUAAAUUGGCUUCUCGCUUAAGUUCUGGUGGGGCACCAGUCAACACAGGGAAUAGUACAAUGCAAUUAUUGCCAUUAAAAUUAAGUCAAGAAGAAAAGGUUAGGCGUGUAUCAAGUGGUGCAGGAUACCAGCGUCUCAGCCCUCCUUCCGGAGAAAGUACUCCAACAUACUCGCAUAGCAGAACUGGAUCAAGCCCAGCCAUGAUGGAAGCUGCACCAUCGGUUGUACCGCAGCCACAACAACAACAACAAAACGCAAGUACGAAACCACGCAGCCUUAAUUGUGGAAAAGCAGGGGACGAAGAAAUUAUAUAUUUUUGACAAAAACUGUGAAAAUGGUGAAUGUGCAAAAAGGUGAAAGUUUACUCAAACUUUAAUUAGAGGUUUUUGUAUCUCUCUUAAGUAUAAUUGCUGUCCUAUUUACAAUUGUUAAUAAUUAUAUUUCGUAUUCAGUAUUAUAUUUUGGAGUAUAGUUCUUCUAUUAUACUCUCAUAUUCAUCAUUGGCAAGUCAUUUUAAAUUUUGCGUUCAAUAAAUAUAAAUCUAGAAAUUCCAAUGAGUGUUUUCGAUAAACGGAACUAUUGUAACUAAACAACAGAGUACAGCUGUUUUGCAUUUAAGACUUAAAAUAUAUAAUGACCAAAAAUUGUGUAUGUUAAAUUUGAAAAAAUAUGUAUAUUUAUUGCUACUUAUUUUUAAGGAAAAGUAGGGGUAUUAGUUGAGUUUUGACAGAAAUGCUUAAUCCAAACUCGAAAUUAUUUACUUUUAAAUCACUAAGUAACUAGAUGUGCAGAUAUUUGAACAGUUGUGUCUUUCGUUAUCGGAAUUUUCCCCACUUUCUAUUGCUCAACUGUAGUUCGUCCCAUUUCUGAGAAAAUCAAUACGUGGAUCGCGCACAAUGUUGUAUUGAUUUUUUUUUUUAUUAAAAUUUGGUUGUAUACGGCGAAUUUCUGAAAAGCUUUGCUACCAUUUGACUUACUAAUUUUUAUAGUCAUUGAAAAACAAAGUCAAUAUAGUACAUAUUAGGAGGAAUUCUGAAUCAAACUUGUUAAAUUUAAAAGGGUGUUAAAUUGCAAAUUUCUAUAGUAACGAGUUAAACUCGCAAAUCUGAUUAGCUGUCCAUUUUUUAACAACCUUUAAAUUUUAACAGAUUUGAUUCAGAAUUACCCAUAUUUUGUGACAAGUGCUGAAGCUGUCGAUACAUGAAUUUGUAAUAAUAUUAAUAAAAAAGUUAAACAUUUUUUAACCAAAGAAACACACAAACCGAGUUGUAAUAGAUAACAAAAAUAGAAUUGUAAUACCAAUAACUUCUUCAUAAAUCCAGGAUGAUUAAAGAAUUGCUAACAACGCCGCAAAAUCUAUCACACCAAAUCCAUUCCUCAUGGGUUUUAUUCACUGCUAACUAACAUGGGAAAUGAUUUGGUUUCUCGUGUGUGGAAUAACACGCAAGUACUUCUGUCAAACAUUAUUUAUUUUAUUUUAAUUUGUAUCCCUUAUUGUUUGUAUUUAUUUAUUUUUAAUAAAAUUGAUAUAUUAAACCAA